This is a messenger RNA of Fomitopsis serialis, 2795 nucleotides long. RefSeq lists its product as uncharacterized. Gene Ontology annotation, cellular component: cytoplasm. NCBI's taxonomy places the organism in Eukaryota, Fungi, Basidiomycota, Agaricomycetes, Polyporales, Fomitopsidaceae. The transcript is spliced from 2 exons. The record is from RefSeq and is a predicted model, not a curated record. Gene Ontology annotation, biological process: protein ubiquitination. Gene Ontology annotation, molecular function: ubiquitin protein ligase activity. Bases 143 to 2554 code for a protein of 803 amino acids.
CCAGCACCGCCGGAUGUGCGAUGCAUAAUACGCCACUGGAGCAACCCAGCCUCCACCACUCUUUGACGACAACCACCACCAUCUACUAUACGCUUCACAUACCCUCCCUCUAGUCUUCUGUGUUACGAACGCUCCUUCACGCAUGGAUAACCAACAUUCAGCUGGCGGUUUCCUGCAACACCUCCUGGAUGCCAACCCCCAGAUUGGGCAAGCCAUCCACAACUUUGUCCGUGGACUCUCCAACCAGCACGCAGCCCCUCGUGAGCCGAGCCUUCCGCUCGACGACCCGGACUUGGCAGACAUGCCGCCCCUGGAGCCAAUCCCUGACUACCCCGCGUCACGCGAAGGCCCACAACAGCGCGAGGAGCAAUCCAUAGAGGAUGUCGCACGAUCUGUAGGAGGCCUUUCUUUGACCUCACCUCUGACGCCUGAUUCCGCAAUAUCGAAUCAGGAUGGACCUACGUCUUCAUCGCUACCCGCUGCUGAGGCGUCUUCACAGCAGAAUCGCGCAGCAUACGCGGAGUCAGUCGGCUCUAUGCCAUCGCUCCACACGGUGUCGGAUUGGGAUACCGAUGUCGACAUGCACGACGUAGAACCGGGGGUGUACCACCAAUUGCCUACCGACGUUGACUCAUCGCCGCAGACCGGUUCGCGCCGUGCGCGCGUUGACGACGAGGUUGAUGAGGAGGACAUGCGCGAAACGAAUCGUCAGCGCAUGACUUCUCCUGACCCGUCCGACGACGCCAGCGCACAACAAGCGCGACCAGCAUCAUCUGCCGCUCACCCUCAGCAACAUCACGCGCCCCCGAACGAUCCACCGCCGCCGUAUAGCAACCAACGCGUCUACUCCUUCGACGUCUUCCCUGGCCCAGAGCAGGACGCUCCUCAGCAAGGCCCGCAAGGAGAUGCCGAAGCACAAGGUCAGGGUCACCAUCAUCACUUUCAUAACCAUCCCCUCCCGAUGUUCAACCUUACGUUCCACAUCGGCCCUCCCCCGGAUGUUCCUGCCGGACCACACCCUGUCCCCGAUGGCACUCCGCAAAUGGCCGGCUUCCCGCCGCAGUUCUUCCCCUUCGCUCCGGGAGCGGAACCAUUCUUCAUGUCCUUCUUCCCCUUCGGCCCGCCGCGUGAAGAGGAAAUUGACAACCCCGAGCGGGCUGAGAAGCUUGUUCGCGGCCUUGAGGGGGUGCCGGAGGGCCUGGUAUCACGCAUCGAGAGGCUCGGUGGCGAUGACGGCGACUCGCUGUGUUCCGUCUGCUGGGAGAAGCUUAGCUCGGAAGGCGGCGGAUUCGACACUGAAGAGCAAGCCGGUACUGGUGCAGAGGCGAACGCGGGGAUGGAUGUUGAUGGCCAUGCAGCGCCUUCUCCCGCCACUUCAACGGACACGCCCUCCACGAAGAAUGAACUGCCCAAGGUCGUAGCGCUCCCCUGUGCUCACGUAUUCCACACGUCUUGCCUGCUGCCAUGGUUCACGAAGCCGCAUCGCACGACGUGUCCUUCUUGCCGCUUCGAUAUCGAUCCCGAGUCCCUCACCUAUGCCCCACCCCGGCGGCGCAGACAGCAGCAAGCCGCACCCACGGAGGGUCCGGCGCCAGCGCAGGCUGGUGCACAACCGCCUCAGGCUCCAGCAACCGCAGAUGCGCGGCCAGCUCCAGCCCAGACACAGGGCGUUCCCCAGUCAAUGCCGAACUCUCGCCAGCCCGGUGCCCCAGAUGCGACUCAGGACCAGCCACCACACCCAGGCCCUACCGCAGACGGCAUACCCUUCGAGUUCAAUCUCUUCUUCCCUGUCAUGGGCGGACCGGGCGGGCCCGCUGGUGGUUAUGUCCCGCUCGACGCUCAGGCAACACGUAACCUCUUCCAGCGUCUGUUCAGCGGUGCGCCGCCUCAGCCGCCUCAGCAGGCGCCGCAAGAAGCUCAGGCCCAACAUCCCCAGCCUGUGCCUGCUGCGAACGCAUCUGUGCCCGGGGCUAUGCCGAAUGCUCAGAACUCGCCUGCGGGUGGUCCCAAUCCCAGCACAUGGGGCAUCCCGAACAUGUGGCAGAACCUCUUCGGUGUCCAGCCGCCGCAACCUCAGGCAAAUGCAAACCCGCCCGCUGGAGCUGUGCCGCAACGUCCAGCAAGUGCGGCUUCAACGGGCUCGCGCGGUCAGGGACGUGCCCGGCCACCAGAGAAGCGACAGUGGACGCUGCCUGCUCCUCCGGGGCAGACGCUGCGUCAGCGUGUCGAGCGUCUGGAGCGCGAGCGUGGGCUGCGGUGCUGGGAUGUGAGCUGCGGUCUCGGCCCUUCUGAUGAGGAUCCGUUCCCUGUCAUCGACCCAUCGACCAUGCGCAACAUCUCAAUCAACCGGAUGGGCGGAAACAGCGAGAAGGUGUGCGAGCAUACGUUCCACCCGUCGUGCCUCGUGAGUGCGGAGCGUGUCGCGGGCUGGGGCGGGGAGGACAAGAAGGAAGAGAAAGAGGGCGAAGAGGUCGAAGUAUCUUGCCCUGUCUGUAGAGCUGUUGGCGUUAUUCCGCGCAUGGACUGGGACGAGGGUGCGUGCGCGCUCGCAUAGGCGGCGCGUAAUGUCUCGGUCGGCGUCCUUGCACAUAAAUUAAUUCGUUAUCUAGCCUUCUGUUUCGCUGUCGCAUACGUCUUGUCGGUUCGCAUCGCAUGUGUACACCCUGGACAUCACUGAUACGGUACCUGUAAUAGUAUAGUCCUCUAUUCAUCUCAUUUGCCCAUCUUUUUCUCGAAGGUCUUUGUCAGCUCACAUAUCAUUGAGGCAGUUGCAGCAUCCAUCAGUGCCAGUAGCA